Molecule: messenger RNA, 1933 nt
Organism: Lynx canadensis (Canada lynx)
Lineage: Eukaryota; Metazoa; Chordata; Mammalia; Carnivora; Felidae
Gene: PLBD1
Product: phospholipase B domain containing 1
Exons: 11
Coding region: 153-1817 (554 amino acids)
Biological process (GO): phospholipid catabolic process
Cellular component (GO): extracellular region
Molecular function (GO): glycerophospholipase activity
Source: RefSeq, a predicted model, not a curated record
CUCGCCCCUAAAAGCCCCAAACAGGCAGGGCUAAUGGAAGAGGGAAGUUAGGGACGCCCCAACCUCGGAGACGCUGCGCCGUGCAGCCGGCCCUAGAGCCGCUCUCACGACAGCUGCCUCGUCCAACCGGGGGAGGUCGCGGCCGCCGAGCGAUGGCCCGCCGCAGCCGGGACGGGCGCCCCGGGCUGUCCGCGCCGCCGACCCCGCCGCUGCUGCCGCUGCUGCCGCUGCUGCUGCUGUUGGCCGCCGCGGUGUCGCCGAGCCUGGCAGGAGUCCACUAUGCAACUGUGUACUGGAUGCCUGCUGAAAAGACAGUACAAGUCAAAAACGUACUGGACAGGAAUGGGGACGCCUAUGGCUUUUACAAUGACUCUGUGAAAACCACAGGCUGGGGCGUCCUGGAAAUCAGAGCGGGGUAUGGUUCUCAGGCCCUGAGCAAUGAGAUCAUCAUGUUUGUGGCUGGCUUUUUGGAGGGUUACCUCACUGCCCCACACAUGUAUGACCACUUCGUUAACCUCUACCCACAGCUGAUUAAGAAACCUUCCAUCGUGGAUAAAGUGCAAGAUUUUAUAGAGAAGCAAGAUCAGUGGACCCGGAAAAACAUCAAAUAUUACAAGGAUGACCCAUUUUGGAGACAUACAGGCUAUGUUGUGACACAAAUGGAUGGAUUGUAUGUAGGAGCCAUGAAGAGGGCUAUGUUAGAAAAGACAAAGCCUAUGACCCUGUUCCAGAUUCAGUUCCUGAAUGCCAUUGGAGAUCUGUUGGAUCUGAUUCCCUCAGUUUCUCCCACAACAAAUUCCAGCUUGAAGGUUUUUAAGAGAUGGGAUAUGGGACAUUGCUCUGCCCUUAUUAAGGUUCUUCCUGGAUUUGAGAACGUCUUUUUUGCUCACUCAAGCUGGUACACGUAUGCAGCCAUGCUCAGGAUAUAUAAACACUGGGACUUCAACAUCAAUGAUAAAGACACGAGCAGUAGUCGCCUCUCUUUCAGCAGUUACCCAGGAUUUUUGGAGUCUCUGGAUGACUUUUACAUUCUUAGCAGUGGCUUGAUAUUGCUACAGACCACAAAUAGUGUGUAUAAUAAAACCCUACUGAAGCUUGUGGUACCCCAGUCUCUCCUGGCGUGGCAAAGGGUCCGUGUGGCCAAUAUGAUGGCAAAUGGUGGCAGGCAGUGGGCAGAGAUCUUUUCAAAGUACAACUCUGGCACCUACAACAAUCAAUACAUGGUCCUGGACCUGAAGAAGAUAAAGCCGAAGUACAGCCUUGACAGCGACACUCUGUAUAUUGUGGAGCAAAUUCCUACAUAUGUAGAAUAUUCUGACCAAACUAAUGUUCUACGGAAAGGAUAUUGGCCCUCCUACAACAUUCCUUUCCAUGAAAAGAUCUACAACUGGAGUGGCUAUCCAAUGUUAGUUCAGAAGCUGGGUUUGGAGUACUCCUAUGAUAUGGCUUCACGAGCCAAAAUCUUCCGGCGUGACCAAGGGAAAGUGACUGAUAUGGCAUCCAUGAAAUAUAUCAUGCGAUACAACAAUUAUAAGAAGGAUCCUUACAGUAAGGGCGAUCCCUGCAAUACCAUCUGCUGCCGUGAGGACCUGAACUCACUUAACCCAAGUCCUGGAGGUUGCUAUGACACGAAGGUGGCCGAUAUCUACCUAGCAUCAGCGUACACAGCCCAUGCCAUCAGUGGUCCCACAGUACAAGAUGGCCUCCCUGUUUUUCACUGGAACCGUUUCAACAAAACUCUCCACCAGGGCAUGCCAGAGACCUACAACUUUGAUUUUAUUAUCAUGAAACCAAUUUUGAAACAGGACAUAAAAUGAAGGAGGGAUUUGAGGGAAUAGAAGGGAAUAGAAGGUCGCAAAUAAGAUUCCAAAGGCACUAUUUUAGCUAUGUCUUUUCCAUUCAGAAUUAAUCUUAAUAAAAUAUAUUAAAUUCA